AUGUCAAAUAAUGAUCAACUUCAACUUUGUCUUUAUCAUUCACAUUUAAAACAACCUCAUCCAUAUACACGUCAGAUUAUUCAUAUUAAUGAAAAGACAACAUGUCAAGAAGUUUUAAGAUGUCAUAUACUUAAUCCAAAUACUGCUCGAUUAAUAGAAACAGGUUUUGGAUUUGACAAUCAUCAUUCACAAUAUCUUCAACGACGACGAACAACAAUGCGUUCACCUUCGGUCAAUAAUAAUCAUCAAUCAUCACAUGAAUUCAACUCAAAUAAACACCAAACAAAUAUCAAUCAAUUAAAUAUAAAUAAUCAAAUAAUGAAUUAUUCAUUAUCAGAAUUACAAGAAAUAGCAGCUUAUCAACAAGAACAAAUUGAACUGAAUAAACAAUUAUUAUGUUCACGUGAACAACGUCUUCAAUAUCUUAAGGAACAACAAACAACACAAGAAAAUUUACGUCUUAAACGUUUAAAACAACAUAUUGAACAACAAGAAAUCAAACAUUUACGUUUAAAAACACUACAAAAUCAAAUAAAUCAACAAAAAUAUUCAAAUUCAACAAUUGAAAAUGAUUUAGAAAUAUUAAAAAAAAUAUUUUUAAAUAAAGAACAAGAAUUAACAAUAACAUUAAAUAAAGUUGAUGAAUUAACAAAACAACUUGAUCAAUUAAGAAAAUUAAAAAUAACAACAAAUAAAGAACAAUCACAAAAUAACAAUGAAUUAGAUAAAUUAAAACAAGAACUGAUGAUACGAAAUAAAUUAAAUGAACAACAAAAUCGUAAAAUCACUUAUCAACGUGAAAUAAUUACAUCAAAACAAGCAGAAUUAAGUCAAUUAGAUCGUCGAAUAGAAGAACUUCAACAACGUUUGAAAAUGAAAACAAAAUCAACAGUUGUUGAACCAGUUAUAUUAUCAACUGGUUUUAAAACUGCUUUAGAUACUGUACAAGAUACAUUAAAUAAUAUUAACAUAGUUGAAAUUGAAAAACGUAUGGUACAAUUAGCAAAUUCAUUUAAUGCAAUUAAUACGAGCGGAUCUUCAAUUGUAAGUCAAUAUGAUCAAAUUAAUAAUUCAAAUAGUUCAAAAAAGACAAAGGAUGGUUCAUCAUCAGUUUCUCUAGCUAAAAUAACAUUUGCAUCUAAAAGUGAAAUAGCUGCAGCAUAUAUGGCUGGUUCAUCAAUAACAUUAACAUCUUCUCCAUCACAUGCUACAAAUUUACCUAUUGUUAUAAAUAAAUCAACAACAGAUAUGAUUGAUUCUCAACCAUCAAAAAUUGAAGAACAAUUAUUACCACCUAAUCUUCGUUUAAAUGAUGAUAUACUCUCAAUUCAUUUUAAUAAUAUAACAUCAAAUAUAAAAAAACGUCAUUCAUUAUCUGAUGCAAAUGAUUCAUUCAUAAAACAUUUAUCAUCAAAUCUUGAACAACAACAACAACAGCAACAACCAAUUCAUGUUCGUGAUGAUUCAUUAAUAAAUUCAUCUUUAUCAGAUACAAAGUCUACUAUUAGUGCAUAUGAAAAUCUUUUUGAUCUACAUACGAAUAUCAAUAAUGAUAAUUCUGAUGGAGAACAAGAAACAAUAAUUGAAUCAGUUAUUUCUGAUACAGAAUCUGAAGGUUCACUUUCAGAAGAUAUUGAAUCAAUAAUAUCAUUUCCAAUAAACAUAACAACAUCUAGUACUAAUUAUAAAUCAUUAUUAAAAACUCCAACAACACCUAAAAAUACUACAAGACGAGUUAUAUUUGAUCCAUUAGCACUUCUUCUUGAUGCUGCUGUUAUUGGAGAACUUGAACUUCUAAUAAAAUCUGCAAAAGAAGUAAAAAAUCCAAGUCAACCAAAUGAUGAAGGUUUAACUGCAUUACAUAAUGCAGUAUGCGCAUCAAAUUUUGAAUGUGUAAAAUUUUUAGUUGAAUUUGGUUGUGAUAUUAAUUAUGCAGAUAAUGAUGGAUGGACACCAUUACAUUGUGCAGCAUCAUGUAAUAAUACAUCAAUGGUUGCUUUUUUAAUUGAACAUGGUGCUUGUAUUUAUGCAGCAACUAUUCGAGAUAAUGAAACAGCUGCAGAAAAAUGUGAAGAAGAAGAAGAAAAUUAUACUAGUUGUUCACAAUAUCUCUUAAAUGUACAAAAUGAUUUGGGUGUAAUUAAUAAUGGAUUAGUUUAUGCUUUAUAUGAUUAUGAGCCUGAUUCUUCGAUGGAUAAUGAACUUGAAUUUAAAGAUGGUGAUUCAUUGACAAUAUUAAGACGUGGAGAUGAAUAUGAAAAAGAAUGGUGGUGGACAAGACAUGAAACUACUGGAAAAGAAGGAUAUAUCCCACGAAAUUAUCUUGGACUUUAUCCAAGAGUACGACCUGGUACAAUGGCGUCGACAAAUUGUUAG
This is a messenger RNA of Rotaria sp. Silwood1, 2376 nucleotides long. The record is from the annotation of a GenBank genome assembly. Lineage: Eukaryota; Metazoa; Rotifera; Eurotatoria; Philodinida; Philodinidae.